Cordyceps fumosorosea ARSEF 2679 is the source of this 705-nucleotide messenger RNA. RefSeq names its product dolichyl pyrophosphate phosphatase. The transcript is spliced from 2 exons. Gene Ontology annotation, cellular component: intracellular membrane-bounded organelle; endoplasmic reticulum membrane. The coding region runs from base 1 to 705 and encodes 234 amino acids. Gene Ontology annotation, molecular function: dolichyldiphosphatase activity. NCBI's taxonomy places the organism in Eukaryota, Fungi, Ascomycota, Sordariomycetes, Hypocreales, Cordycipitaceae. Gene Ontology annotation, biological process: lipid biosynthetic process; protein N-linked glycosylation. The record is from RefSeq and is a predicted model, not a curated record.
AUGGGCUACGACGAAGCAGCCGCGCCGCUGGCGUCGCUCUCCAUCACACACGUCUACUACGACCCCAACGACCGCCUCUCCCUCCUCUGCGCCUACCUCGCCCUCCUCCCGCAGGCCCUCGGCGUCGUCUACCUCACCCUCAUCUUCGCCUCGCGCGAGGUCGAGGUCGCCCUCCUCUUCGCCGGCCAGCUCGCCUGCGAGGCGCUCAACUUUGCCCUCAAGCGCCUCAUCAAGGAGGACCGCCCGCGCCGCCGCAUCCUCGGCAAGGGCUACGGCAUGCCCUCCUCCCACGCCCAGUUUGUCUUUUUCUGGAGCGUCGCCCUCGCCCUCUUUCUUCUCAUCCGCCACCGACCAAACAACUCUUCCGGAAAGGUGGCGGCCGCCGCCCGCGUGGUGGUCAGCGCGGCGGGACUGCUGGUCGCGGCGGCCACGGCGUGGAGCAGGGUCUACCUCGACUACCACACGCCGAGGCAGGUGCUGGUCGGCGCGUCGUUGGGCGCGCUCUCGGCGGUGGCGUGGUUCGCGGUGACGGCGGCGCUGCGCGCGUCGGGGUGGUUGGCGUGGGCGCUGGAGCUGCCGCUGGCGAGGGCGCUGCGGGUGAGGGACUUGGUGGUCGAGGAGGACCUGGCCGACGCCGGCUGGGACCGGUGGGAGGAGAGGCGGCUGGCUAGGCAGAGCAAGAAGAAGGGCCCCAAGGCACAAUGA